Raphanus sativus (radish) is the source of this 2192-nucleotide messenger RNA. Its product is annotated as protease Do-like 2, chloroplastic. Gene Ontology annotation, biological process: proteolysis. The transcript is spliced from 19 exons. Gene Ontology annotation, molecular function: protein binding; serine-type endopeptidase activity. NCBI's taxonomy places the organism in Eukaryota, Viridiplantae, Streptophyta, Magnoliopsida, Brassicales, Brassicaceae. The record is from RefSeq and is a predicted model, not a curated record. The coding region runs from base 109 to 1896 and encodes 595 amino acids.
AAAAAAAAGAAGAAGAGUUGCUCCUCUCCUCUCCUCUCCUCAUCUCACCACUCUUCUUCUUCUCUCCCUCCUCAGUCUCUCGCCCGCCGGCCGCUCCGAUAGUUGGAAAUGGCUGUCUCGGUAGCAUGCUGCUGUUUCUCGUUCCUAAAUGCACCCGUUAAACUCCAACCUUCACCACUCUGUUUUGUAGCCGCAUCGUCGCCCCGAGCUAAACUAAACCCAGAGAAGAAGAAGAACCUGAAGAGAUUAACAGUGAGAGUGAAAGAAGAGCAAGAUUGUAAUAAUGAUGGAGGAGGCACCCAAACAAUGUCGGCUUUCAAGUCGUCUUUUGGGUCGAAAAAGGAUAAAAAAGACUCCUCUCACCCUUCUUCUGAUUUGAGGAACGAUCCUGCCAAGAUUCAUGAUGCUUCCUUUCUCGACGCCGUUGUAAAGGUGUACUGCACCCAUACAGCGCCUGAUUACUCCCUCCCUUGGCAGAAGCAAAGACAGUUUACCAGCACUGGAAGUGCUUUUAUGAUUGGAGAUGGCAAGCUCUUGACCAAUGCCCACUGUGUCGAACAUGAUACUCAGGUUAAAGUUAAGAGAAGAGGAGAUGAUAGAAAGUACGUGGCUAAGGUUCUACUAAGAGGUGUGGACUGUGACAUAGCUUUGCUCUCAGUCGAAAGCGAGGAUUUCUGGAAAGGAGCUGAACCUCUUCGCCUUGGCCAUUUACCCCGCCUUCAGGAUUCAGUAACUGUCGUUGGGUAUCCUCUAGGAGGAGAUACUAUCUCUGUUACAAAAGGGGUUGUAUCUCGUAUAGAGGUAACAUCAUAUGCUCAUGGAUCAUCUGACCUGCUUGGAAUUCAAAUCGACGCAGCAAUAAAUCCAGGGAAUAGUGGUGGCCCUGCUUUCAACGACCAGGGGGAAUGUAUUGGAGUAGCAUUCCAGGUUUACAGAUCUGAAGAGACCGAAAAUAUUGGAUACGUUAUUCCAACAACAGUUGUUUCUCACUUCUUGACCGAUUAUGAGAGGAACGGAAAGUACACUGGUUACCCUUGCCUUGGAGUAUUGCUGCAGAAAUUGGAAAAUCCAGCUCUGCGGGAGUGCCUAAAAGUGCCUACAAAUGAGGGUGUGUUGGUGCGAAGAGUUGAACCUACAUCUGAUGCAAGUAAAGUCCUCAAGGAGGGAGAUGUGAUUGUAAGUUUUGAUGAUCUACGUGUGGGAUGUGAAGGAACUGUACCCUUCCGAUCAAGUGAACGCAUUGCAUUCCGUUACCUCAUCAGUCAGAAAUUUGCAGGUGAUAUCGUAGAGCUUGGUAUCAUUAGAGCAGGAGAACCUAAGAAAGUUCAAGUUGUUCUGAGGCCAAGAGUGCACCUGGUCCCGUACCAUAUUGAUGGAGGUCAGCCAUCAUACAUAAUAAUUGCUGGUUUGGUGUUUACUCCACUCUCAGAACCCCUGAUAGAGGAGGAGUGCGAGGACACCAUAGGCUUGAAAUUGUUAACAAAGGCACGCUACUCCGUGGCAAGAUUCAGAGGAGAACAAAUCGUCAUCCUAUCACAGGUUUUGGCAAAUGAAGUAAACAUUGGCUAUGAAGACAUGAACAACCAGCAGGUCCUGAAGUUCAAUGGAACUCAUAUAAGAAACAUCCAUCACUUGGCACACCUCAUUGACAUGUGCAAAGACAAGUAUCUGGUUUUUGAGUUUGAAGACAACUAUGUGGCCGUGUUGGAGAGAGAAGCUUCGAAUUCUGCUUCUUUGUGCAUCCUCAAAGACUACGGAAUUCCCUCAGAAAGAUCCGCUGAUCUGCGUGAUCCAUAUGUAGAUCCAGUUGAUGACACCCAGGCACUUAACCAAGGUUUUGGAGACAGCCCUGUGUCAAAUCUAGAAAUUGGCUUCGAUGGACUGGUGUGGGCAUAAGGAAGGGUUCAGAGAAACAAAAAAAAAACCCGCCAGAUGGAAGCUACUGGGAGCUUCUCUCCAUAACCUAUGGGAAAGCUUUCAGCUUCAUACUCAUUCAUAAGGUCUUGACCUGUUCCAAGCUCAGUUCAUUCUUUCUUCAGAUCUCUAGGGACUAGAACUUGAUAGAAAAUUUGCCAUAAGAUUGCUCUCCCUUGUGUUCAGUUGAGUGUAGUAGAACAAUGUCAACAUUUUAUAUUUAGUGUCUGAUUUUGAUGAGAAAUGAAAAUGCAGUAAUUUCUGCUCUCUACAUUUAA